Messenger RNA from Ictalurus furcatus (blue catfish), 2449 nucleotides. It is a transcript of the gene ap2m1a, whose product is annotated as adaptor related protein complex 2 subunit mu 1a. Gene Ontology annotation, cellular component: cytoplasmic vesicle; AP-2 adaptor complex. Gene Ontology annotation, biological process: clathrin-dependent endocytosis; intracellular protein transport. The coding region runs from base 195 to 1499 and encodes 434 amino acids. NCBI's taxonomy places the organism in Eukaryota, Metazoa, Chordata, Actinopteri, Siluriformes, Ictaluridae. Gene Ontology annotation, molecular function: clathrin-cargo adaptor activity. The record is from RefSeq and is a predicted model, not a curated record. The transcript has 11 exons.
GUCAGCUGACUUCCAGGCUGAAGGAGGGCCGGAGCCAGGGAGUCAUACUGAGGUAAAGGGAGUCUAAUGUUCCCGCUAAUCUUUUAGCAGUCCCCCGCCCCCAAAAAAAGACGGAAUUCGGGUUGUUCCGCGCUUACUUCAGCGGAUCCUACUGAGGACUGAGAAUGGCACGUGAGGCGUGAAGAGCAGCCACCAUGAUUGGAGGACUGUUCAUCUACAACCACAAGGGGGAGGUACUGAUCUCCCGUGUGUACCGUGAUGACAUAGGGAGGAAUGCGGUGGAUGCGUUCCGUGUGAAUGUGAUCCACGCCCGGCAGCAGGUGCGCUCGCCCGUCAGCAACAUCGCACGCACAAGCUUCUUCCAUGUGAAGCGCUCCAACAUCUGGCUGGCGGCCGUCACCAAGCAGAACGUCAACGCCGCCAUGGUGUUCGAGUUCCUCUACAAGAUGUGCGACGUGAUGGCGGCCUACUUCGGCAAGAUCAGCGAGGAGAACAUCAAGAACAACUUUGUCCUCAUCUACGAGCUUCUGGAUGAGAUUCUGGACUUUGGAUAUCCUCAGAACUCGGAGACUGGAGCACUGAAGACGUUUAUUACGCAGCAGGGCAUUAAGGGUCAGACGAAGGAGGAGCAGUCUCAGAUCACCAGCCAGGUGACGGGGCAGAUCGGUUGGCGUAGGGAGGGCAUUAAAUACCGCCGUAACGAGCUUUUCCUGGACGUGCUGGAGAGUGUCAACCUGCUCAUGUCCCCGCAGGGUCAGGUGCUGAGCGCGCACGUGUCGGGUCGCGUGGUGAUGAAGAGCUACCUGAGUGGGAUGCCCGAGUGCAAGUUCGGCAUGAACGACAAGAUCGUCAUUGACAAGCAGGGGAAAGCCGCCGCGGGCGAUGACACCGGGAAGAGCGGAAAGCAGUCCAUCGCCAUCGAUGACUGCACCUUCCACCAGUGUGUCCGUCUCAGCAAGUUCGACUCGGAGCGCAGCAUCAGCUUCAUCCCCCCAGAUGGCGAGUACGAGCUCAUGAGGUAUCGCACCACUAAGGACAUCAUCCUGCCAUUCCGCGUCAUCCCGCUGGUCCGUGAGGUCGGGCGCACCAAGCUGGAGGUCAAAGUCGUCAUCAAGUCCAACUUCAAACCAUCCUUACUGGCACAGAAGAUUGAGGUGCGCAUCCCCACCCCUCUGAACACGAGCGGCGUGCAGGUGAUCUGCAUGAAAGGCAAAGCCAAGUACAAGGCCAGUGAGAACGCCAUUGUGUGGAAGAUUAAGCGCAUGGCUGGAAUGAAGGAGUCUCAGAUCAGCGCUGAGAUCGAGCUGCUGCCCACCAACGAUAAGAAGAAGUGGGCUCGUCCUCCCAUUUCAAUGAACUUUGAGGUUCCGUUCGCUCCAUCUGGUCUGAAGGUUCGCUAUCUGAAGGUGUUCGAAUCCAAGCUGAACUACAGCGACCAUGACGUCAUCAAAUGGGUUCGCUACAUCGGCCGCAGCGGUAUCUACGAGACGCGCUGCUGACCACGUGACUAGCUGUCUCCCAUCCCACACUUUCCCUCUGAGAUAGGUGGAUGAGUUAAACUAAACAAACAGUAGAGAAUUAUGCAAACGUGAACCGUGUCCUGUGUGUAUGAACAGUUAUAAUGGAGAGAGAGAAAGAGAGAGUUAUAGAAUAAGGGCGUGUCCAAAACGCUAAUUAACAUCCUAGUGAUAUGACGCUGCAUGAGCGGACUUCCUCACUGUCACUCGGAUGUUAUGGCGUGUAGGGCGGUGCAGUGCUGUGAGGAUCGAUGUGAUGUGUAAUGUUCUCUCUCUCUCUCUCUCUCUCUCUCUCUCUCUCUCUCUCUCUGAUAUCGCUGUCUCUAACAGUAAACGUAUAUACAAAUAUAUUAAAAAAUGCAAAACUGUGUCUUAUUCCUCUCUGCAUCCACAUGGUUAAAACCCAUAACACCUACCUAGAAAACUCCCUCAACGUCAAAUCAAAAUGGCUGCCCAGAGCAUGAAUGGUAAACACAGCCACAUCUCUUACCUUUUAAAUGAGUUGCACUGUAUAUACACACACAUUAGCUUUAGAGCAACAGUCAGACUUCGCGUCGUUUGUUAAAUCUCCGACACCGAGUUGUUACAUGAUCGGUAUGUGUACCUAGUCUAGCAGCUGAGUUUUGAAUAUAUUGCACCCUAGCAGUAGAAUUCGCAGGUAAACCAGUGAAGAGAGCAUUGCAGUAGUCAAGCCCUGAGGAUAUAAAUGCGUGAAUAAGUGUUUCAGUGUCUUUGAGGCUAAUGAAGGGAUGGAGGCGAGCAACGUGACAAAAUGUAGACCAAGAGAACCCGGUUAAACAAAUGAGAAAAAAUUAUUAUACUUGGUCAUUUAUUGAGGAAAAUGAUCCAAUAUUAUAUGUGUGUGUGGCAAACGUAUGUGCACCUCUAGGAUUAGCAGAUUAAUGUGAAGGUGAAAUUAGAGUCAGGUAUUU